GUAGAAGAUAUGAAGGCGGUGGUUAUUACAUCCCAUGGCGGCCCUGAGGUAUUGCAGCUGCAAGAUGUAGAUGAUCUUCUUCUAAUUCAAGACGACGAAGUAUUGAUCAAGGUCGAGGCCACUGCCCUCAAUGGAGCUGAUACUGAACAGCGCAAAGGUAUUUACCCUGCUCCUAAUGGCGCAAGUCCUUACCUUGGUCUCGAAUGUUCUGGAACAAUUCAAGCCGUUGGUAAGAAUGUUUCCAGGUGGAGAAUUGGCGAUCAGGUGAUCACAUUCAAAUUCUCAUUUUGUCUGUGGGUUUCCAUUUGUUAUUUGUUGGAAUCAAUGUUGGAGUUUAUGUUGUUGUUUCAGGUAUGUGCUCUUCUUAGUGGGGGAGGUUAUGCUGAGAAAGUGGUUGUACCUGCUGGACAAGUUCUCCCAAUUCCAGCUAAUAUUUCAGUUAAAGAUGCAUCUUGUUUCCCUGAGGUUGCUUGUACUGUCUGGUCUACUGUCUUUAUGACAAGCAAAUUAUCGGCUGGGGAAACAUUUCUGAUCCAUGGAGGGUCCAGUGGAAUUGGUACAUUUGCCAUCCAAAUAGCCAAGUAUUAUGGAAUCAAGGUCUUUGUGACUGCAGGGAGCGAGGAAAAACUGGCUUUCUGUAAGGGCAUCGGUGCUGACAUAUGCAUCAACUACAAGACUGAAGAUUUCGUUGCUCGUGUGAAGGAAGAAACACAAGGGAAAGGUGUUGAUGUUAUACUAGAUAACAUUGGUGCAGCAUACUUCCAGCAAAACAUUAAUUGUUUAAACUUCAAUGGAAGACUCUUUAUCAUUGGCUUUAUGGGUGGGACAGUGACAGAACUCAAUAUAACUAGUUUGUUCGCUAAACGCCUCACCGUACAAUGUAAGUUGUAACUUUUUUGUUUGUCUGUGUAUUUGGUCGACUUCUCAACAAAAUUUAUGGGGGUAUUUUGGUGAAAUGCAGCGGGUGGAUUGCGCAGUAGAAGCAAAGAAAACAAACGUGAAAUAAUAAGGGAAGUGGAGAAAAACGUGUGGCCAGCAAUUUGUGCUGGUAAGGUGAAGCCAAUUGUGUACAAAUCUUUUCCAUUAUCUGAAGCUUCGGAGGCUCAUAAGGUCAUGGAAAGCAGCAAACAUAUGGGUAAAAUUCUCCUUUUUCCAUAGACCAAUUGUCAUAUGCAAGUGUAAACUUUUGGGGUUUGGACACAAUAAAGGAAGAUUUUGUCAUUUUUUUUGCAUAGAAAGUUUGUAUCUGGUCUCAACAAUAUCGAAUUUCAUGUGAUAUUCUUGUUUUCGAACAUCCAUCUACUUGUAUUAUAUAUAGCAUGUAAUUCUCUUUUUUCAUCCAAUAUAUAUGCGUGGUUGA
Messenger RNA from Impatiens glandulifera, 1360 nucleotides. Its product is annotated as quinone oxidoreductase PIG3-like. Lineage: Eukaryota; Viridiplantae; Streptophyta; Magnoliopsida; Ericales; Balsaminaceae. Bases 10 to 891 code for a protein of 293 amino acids. Gene Ontology annotation, molecular function: oxidoreductase activity. The record is from RefSeq and is a predicted model, not a curated record. The transcript has 3 exons.